Molecule: messenger RNA, 1182 nt
Organism: Penicillium longicatenatum
Lineage: Eukaryota; Fungi; Ascomycota; Eurotiomycetes; Eurotiales; Aspergillaceae
Product: class I SAM-dependent methyltransferase
Exons: 1
Coding region: 1-1182 (393 amino acids)
Molecular function (GO): methyltransferase activity
Source: RefSeq, a predicted model, not a curated record
AUGACAGCAGGAACAGCCUCAUUUACGGCGGCCACGCCAUCAGGCUCAGAUGUUCACUCGAACCUGAGCUCGACCUUUGCUGCGACCUCGAACUCAUCAUUGAGCUCUUUAACAGACUACUCCAACUACCCUCUGGCACGACAGGGCGACCGCACCUACCUCCGCGAUCCGGAAAAUAUCUAUCCUCUGCCAUGCGAUCAGCCUGAGAUCCACCGUCAAUCCCUGCGCACGAUGAUGCUGCUGCGCGUCUUUGGCGGCCCGUUUUGCAAUCCUUACCUGGCCAAUCGCCCGCCGAAGCGCAUCCUGGAGAUCGCCUGCGGGUCGGGUCUAUGGUCUGGUCUAUGCCAUGAGUAUUUUCUUCGUCACAACCAGCCGAUCGUAACCUUCGUCGGAAUCGACUCUGUCUCCUUGGCCCCGGAUCUGCGCAAGCAGGGAAUGAAUUGGCAGUUCAAACGACAUGACCUCCGCAAGCCCCGCCUCCCUUUUCCGGACGACUACUUCGAUUUUGUCUUUAUUAAGGAUGCCGGCAUGUGCCCGUCUAGUCCGGCGCAACAAGCCUCGGGUCUAAGUGAACCACUGCGGGUUUUGAAGUCGGGAGGGAUUUUGGAAGUGUGGGAUUCGGAUUCGGUGUUUCGCUCGCUGCUGCCCAACCCGGCACCAGCUCGGAAAACCUCGUCGAAAGACCAGGAAAUUGCUGAUUCGACUGCUACCUAUACAUUUUCAUCUGCCACGCCUUUUACAAGGGCCCAGAACAAAUAUCUUGUGGACUACAAUUCUUGGGUCGAGAAAUCCUUCGACCGGCGCAAACUCACAGCCCUGCCUUGCGCCACCAUCGGCCUGUCUUUCAAUUCCGAGGUCGACCUGUUAGAGAAUGUGGACAGUCGCCGCAUUGCAAUCCCACUUGGAGAUAUCCGAUGGGAGCGGGAGGGCCAAGGGAAGGAUUCAAAGGGCCGCCCACGCAAGGCAUUGACUCCGGAUCAGAUCUCCAUCCGUCGGACCGCCCUUCUCACGGUGGUUCAAAUGAUCGAAGGACUGGAGCCCAUGCUCAUCGAGGCCAGCGGGAAAGGUCGCGACGAGUGGGACCGGUGGUGGGCCGCAAUGACCGCAGACCUCCUUCAGAAGGGCGGCCUCGCAAGUGGCGAGUGUCUCGAAGUGAGUGCAUGGUGGGGUCGAAAGAAAUGA